Solanum verrucosum is the source of this 1563-nucleotide messenger RNA. Its product is annotated as zeatin O-glucosyltransferase-like. The transcript has a single exon. Lineage: Eukaryota; Viridiplantae; Streptophyta; Magnoliopsida; Solanales; Solanaceae. Gene Ontology annotation, molecular function: UDP-glycosyltransferase activity. The record is from RefSeq and is a predicted model, not a curated record. Bases 69 to 1457 code for a protein of 462 amino acids.
ACUUUUUAAAGCAAUUAGCUGUUAGGGAGGAUCCGACAGAAGUACGAAUUUUCGAUAUUUCCACUAACAUGUGUAGCAACAUACAGCAAGAUGAAGUAGCUAUAGUCAUGGUUCCAUUUCCAGCACAAGGCCAUCUCAAUCAACUUCUUCAACUAUCCUGUUUAAUCUCCUCAUCAUAUGAUCUUCCUGUCUAUUAUGUUGGCUCAGCUAUACAUAAUCGUCAAGCUCGUGUUCGAGCCAACGCCUUAAAUCCAUCAGACAUAGCCAAAAUCCAUUUCCAUGACAUCCCAACUCCUGAAUUUGCCUCACCACAACCUGACUUUAAUGCCUCGAGCAAAUUCCCAUCACAACUUCAGCCAUCAUGGGAUGCUUCUAUGCUUCUUCGCGAGUCCAUUGCUUCCUUCUUAUGUGAUAUUUCCUCAAAAGCAAGACGAGUCGUUGUUGUUCAUGAUUCUUUAAUGUCUUGUAAUGUUCAGGAUGUUUCGUCCUUGCACAACGCGGAAUCAUAUGUAUUUAAUUGCAUUUCAGUGUUCACUUUGUACUGUUUCAUAUCAUUGUCUAUGGGAAUGCCUUUUAAGCUUGAAGAGGAAUUACUUAAAAAGUUACCUUCCAUUGAAGGAACUUUGACAGAUAAAAUCAAGAAUCUUGGAGCUUCUCAGAGGCCAUAUAUGGAUAAUAGAUCAGGUGAUAUCCAUAAUACAAGUAAAGUAAUCGAAGGUGAGUUUCUUGAUUUGCUUGCACAAGUAGCAAGUAAACAGGAGAAGAAACAAUGGGCAAUUGGACCAAUUUUGCCUAUUAAACUCGAUUGUGUCUCGAAUAAGAACGAUAUAUGUCUCGAGUGGCUAAACAAACAACCUCCAAGAUCAGUUCUUUAUGUAUCUUUCGGAACAACAACUUCAUUUUCUGAUAGGGAAAUCAAGGAGCUCGCGAUGGGAUUAGAGCAGAGCAAACAGAGGUUUUUAUGGGUGUUGAGAGAUGCUGAUAGAGGUGAUAUCUUUACCGGAGAAGCUAGAAGACUUGAGUUGCCGGAAGGAUUUGAGGAAAGAGUAAAAGGGGUUGGGUUAGUGGUGAGAGAAUGGGCACCACAGCCAGAAAUCUUGGCUCAUUCGUCCACGGGGGGUUUCAUGAGUCAUUGCGGAUGGAAUUCUUGCAUUGAGAGUAUUACUAUGGGAGUGCCAAUAGCUGCUUGGCCUAUGCAUUCUGACCAACCAAAAAAUGGUUUCUUGGUUACGGAAAUGUUGAAAAUAGGCCUGAUUGUGAGGGUGUGGGAGAAACGCGAGGAGCUGGUGAGUGCAUCCGCCAUUGAGAAUGUUGUGAGGAAGUUGAUGGCAUCAGAAGAAGGUGAUGCGAUUAGGAAAAGAGCAGAAGAAUUGGGAGAAGCAGUAAGGCGGUCCACAGAGAAAGGGGGUGCUUCUCGAAUGGAGUUGGAUUCUUUCAUCGCGUAUAUCACAAGAUAGACUUGCUUUUUAUGGCUAUUAGUAAGAUGAUUGCUAUGUACUUCUCUUUUAACAGAUAAUUAAUCUGGUUUUAACAUGAAUAAAUGUUUGCCUAUAUGCUUUGCAA